Messenger RNA from Ictalurus furcatus (blue catfish), 2057 nucleotides. RefSeq names its product b(0,+)-type amino acid transporter 1. Gene Ontology annotation, cellular component: membrane. Gene Ontology annotation, biological process: amino acid transmembrane transport. The record is from RefSeq and is a predicted model, not a curated record. The coding region runs from base 310 to 1716 and encodes 468 amino acids. Gene Ontology annotation, molecular function: L-amino acid transmembrane transporter activity. The transcript has 6 exons. NCBI's taxonomy places the organism in Eukaryota, Metazoa, Chordata, Actinopteri, Siluriformes, Ictaluridae.
GAUAACAAGCUUGUCAAAGAGAAAAGCCUUGUAAAUCUUUGUACUUUUGUAACACUUUAACUUUAAGUACCGAACAAAGGGGAACAAUAUAACACAAAUAGUUAAAUGAGUGGCCAGAGAUACAAAUAUAGCUUAUCCUUUAAGGUAGAUAAUACUGAAUAGAAGGUUGAGUUUGUGAAAUGUGAUCUUAAGCCCGUAAUUAUUAACUGAGGUAGUAGUAGGUAGGGCAGUGGUUACUACAGUAUUGUAGAGUGUCAGUAAAAAGUACAUCACUUGGAAAGGCCAUUCCCUAAUACAUGUACAAGAGUCAUGGACAACACACCUAGGAAACUUCAGCUAAAAUCAGAGGUGGGACUGAUAGGAGGAGUGUCCCUAAUUGCAGGGGUCAUGAUCGGCUCAGGGAUCUUCAUGUCCCCGCAGACUGUGCUGCAGAACAUCGGUAGUCCUGGAGCUAGCUUGGUGGUCUGGGCCGGAUGUGGCAUUUUGUCAAUGCUAGCAACACUGAGCUUUGCCGAGCUGGGAACCGUGAUCCGUGAAUCUGGAGGUGAAUACAUCUACAUACUACGCACUUCUGGCAACCUGAUGGCCUUUAUUUUUGCUUUCACAUCCCUCUUGGUUGUGGGGCCAAGCAGCAUGUGUGGACUGGCGCUGAGCUUUGCCCAGAAUGCUGUUGCACCAUUUUAUUAUAACUGUGUGCCUCCAACACUGUUAGUGAAGGCUGUAGCUGCUUGUAGCCUCUUCAUCUUGACCAUAGUGAACUGCCUGAAUGUGCGCUCUUCCAUGGCUAUCACCAUUGUCCUCACGGCAGCUAAAUUCCUUGCACUGCUGGUUAUUUCCAUUGGUGGUGUUGUUUUGCUUAUUCAAGGAAACACUGGUAAUCUUCAAAAUGCAUUUGAGGGGACCAACUACAACGUUGGUGUUAUUGGACUGUCUGUCUAUCAGUGUCUAUGGGCCUACGAUGGCUGGUGCACUCUGAAUUCAGUCACUGAAGAGCUCAAGCGUCCUGAGGUAAAUCUCCUCCGGGCAUUAAUUAUUGCCAUCCCGAUGGUAACACUCCUCUACUUGCUGGUCAAUAUCAGUUAUCUGGCUGCCAUGACUCCAAGAGAGAUGAUGGUAUCCAAUGCUGUGGCAGUUACUUGGGGCAAUAAGGUCCUGGGCAGUUGGGGCUGGGUGAUGUCUACUGCAGCAGCACUGUCAUCCUUAGGCUCUCUGAAUGGAUCGUUCUUCAGUGGAGGACGAGUUUGCUUUGUAGCUGCCCGAGAGGGUCAUAUGCCUAACAUCCUGGCCAUGGCCCAUGUGCGCCGCCUCACUCCCUCUCCAGCUCUUAUCUUCACCACCAUCAUCUCCCUCAUUGUGCUCAUUCCUGGAGAUUUUCAGGGCAUAGUCAACUUCUUCAGCUUUACAGCCUGGUUCUUCUAUGGAGUUACGAUAUCAGGGUUACUCUACAUAAAAAUAAAAUUUCCUGAACUUCCUCGAGCAUACACGGUACCCAUUUUUAUCCCUAUCCUGGUGCUGCUGGCAGCUGUGUUCCUGGUUCUAGCACCCAUCAUUGACAAUCCUCAGCUUGAGUACCUGUAUGUCACCCUCUUCAUCCUAAGUGGAGCUUUGAUUUAUAUUCCAUUCAUUCACUUUAAACUGUGUCCAGGCCUGCUGGACAAACUCACAGUGGUCCUGCAGCUCUUCCUGGAGGUAGCACCAGCUGACAAAAAUGUAUAAAACAGCAUGUCAGACUGUGAGGCAAAGCAUUUUGGCCUCUUGGUCAAUUUUUGGCCCUUAAUGUUCCCAAAUCAAUGUUUCACCAAGUUCAUCAGUCAGUUACAGCUUACACUGUUUAAGUUUUUAUCAAUUAUAAAUUUUGGCUGUGUCUUUAAAAGCAUUGCAUCACAAAGAUUGCUAUUAAAUGAUAGAGCAAGCAUCACACUAGAUACUCAUUGUACUGUAUUAAGAUAAUCUUUAUUAUACUUUUGAGGAAAUAUGCUUACAUUCCUAUGUUAUUAGGAAUUCCUAUGUUGGUGGGGUUUUUUUUUCUCCAAACAAAUAAACAGGUGGAAACUGUA